Molecule: messenger RNA, 1737 nt
Organism: Eublepharis macularius
Lineage: Eukaryota; Metazoa; Chordata; Lepidosauria; Squamata; Eublepharidae
Gene: PCMT1
Product: protein-L-isoaspartate (D-aspartate) O-methyltransferase
Exons: 8
Coding region: 19-894 (291 amino acids)
Biological process (GO): protein modification process
Cellular component (GO): cytoplasm
Molecular function (GO): protein-L-isoaspartate (D-aspartate) O-methyltransferase activity
Source: RefSeq, a predicted model, not a curated record
CGGCGGCGGCCGUUCAGAAUGUCUAGCGCGCAGGGGGGCGGCCGAGCAGUCCCUCCCUCCGGCGGGCGCGCGUCGGCCGCUGCCGCUGCGGGAGGGGAGGAGGCGGCGCCUGUGUCGGCGCUGGAGGUUGUGUCCUUCCUGGGGAAACUCCUGUGCGCAGUCGCGGCGCUGAAGGCGGCUCUCUACCUGCUCCGCAGAGUCUGUCUAGCGAUGGCCUGGAAGUCAGGAGGCGCCAGCCACUCCGAGCUCAUCCACAACCUCCGCAAAAAUGGAAUAAUCAAAUCAGACAAAGUAUUUGAAGUAAUGCUUGCCACAGACCGUUGCCAUUAUGCGAAAUGCAACCCCUAUAUGGACUCUCCUCAAUCAAUAGGAUUCCAAGCAACAAUAAGUGCUCCGCAUAUGCAUGCCUAUGCUCUAGAACUUCUGUAUGACCAGUUACAUGAAGGUGCCAAAGCCCUCGAUGUAGGUUCUGGAAGUGGAAUUCUUACUGCCUGCUUUGCACGGAUGGUUGGUCCCAAAGGAAAAGUUGUAGGAAUUGAUCAUAUCAAAGAGUUGGUAGAUGACUCAAUAAAUAAUGUCAGAAAAGAUGAUCCUCUGUUGCAGUCUUCAGAAAGAGUGAAACUAGUUGUGGGGGAUGGAAGAAUGGGAUAUCCAGAAGAAGCUCCAUAUGAUGCCAUUCAUGUAGGAGCUGCUGCACCAGUUGUGCCCCAAGCACUCAUAGAUCAGUUGAAGCCCGGUGGAAGGCUAAUAUUACCUGUUGGUCCUGCUGGAGGAAACCAGAUGUUGGAACAAUAUGAUAAGCUAGAAGACGGCAGUGUCAAAAUGAAGCCUCUGAUGGGAGUGAUAUAUGUGCCUUUAACAGAUAAGGAGAAGCAGUGGUCCAGGUGGAAGUAAUUUUCUGUUCGACUUUCUUCUUCCACACACUUAAACAUACAAGGGAUGAAAUGUAAAACCUAUGUCAUCUGACCUAAACAUAGUGUUAACAGUGGACAGUUCAUCUCCUUAAAGCUUUUUCAAAACCAACAGCAUUGCAGUUUGUUUUGGACUUUGUUACACUGUUAUCAGCAUGGAAAAGUGUGUUGUUUUAAAAUUUUAUUUUGUAGAACUUUAAUGAAAAUUUGAUAAAGAACUGAUGGAAAGUUUAAAUUUGGGUAAUGUUUCUUUUCAACAUGCCCAUAUUUUCACCUGUUUAAAGAAACAAAGUAUGUCUGCAGACCUGCAAUUGGCAACCUUUGUAUUUUUGAUCGGGAGACAUUUUAAACACUUGUUUCAGCCCCCGUGUUCUUCCAUCCAGCUGUUUAUCUGCACUUUCUGACACUACAUGCACACUUAAAGGUUCUUUGUGUUCAGCUAUCUCUUAGAUGCUACUAAAAUGAGAUGAACUUCCUCUUUAAAGCUUUCAAGUGCUGUCAUAGCCUAGCAUGUAGUACACAAUCAGCUGCUUUUUCCCUUUAAAAACCAGACAUCAUGUAUAUAAACUUCAGGGCAUCAGAAGUGACCGUUCUUGAUGUAAAGUCUGCUGUUCAGGAUGGACAUAACUGACAUAGUUUCUCCCUCCCUUAACUUUUAGACUAAUUUAAACAUUUAUGGUCCAGAAUUGUUUUCUAGCAGAUGUGCAGAAUUGAUGUGUAUCUGAGUUUUAAAAAUACUGUGUAAGCUAUGUCCUCAUCAUUGAACAGAUUAUGCAGUGCUGCUUUGCCAAAUAAAAUUGUAAAAACAACAAAAAGGAGUUCCAAG